Molecule: messenger RNA, 800 nt
Organism: Hordeum vulgare subsp. vulgare (domesticated barley)
Lineage: Eukaryota; Viridiplantae; Streptophyta; Magnoliopsida; Poales; Poaceae
Product: alpha-amylase/subtilisin inhibitor
Exons: 1
Coding region: 85-699 (204 amino acids)
Molecular function (GO): endopeptidase inhibitor activity
Source: RefSeq, a predicted model, not a curated record
GUGAUGCCUCACCCGAGCCACCGAAGCACACCCUAGCUUGCAGUCUCACUUGACCUCGAGGACACUCCAGCAGAGGUUUCAGUCAUGGGUAGCCGCCGUGCAGGCCUCCUCCUCCUCUCCCUUAUUCUGGCCAGCACCGCCCUCUCGCGCAGCGCCGAUCCGCCGCCGGUGCACGACACGGACGGCCACGAGCUGCGCGCCGACGCCAACUACUACGUCCUCUCGGCCAACCGCGCCCACGGCGGGGGGCUGACGAUGGCGCCCGGCCACGGGCGCCACUGCCCGCUCUUCGUGUCGCAGGACCCCAACGGGCAGCACGACGGGUUCCCCGUGCGCAUCACCCCGUACGGCGUCGCGCCGUCCGACAAGAUCAUCCGGCUGUCGACCGACGUCCGCAUCUCCUUCCGCGCCUACACGACGUGCCUGCAGUCCACUGAGUGGCACAUCGACAGCGAGCUGGCGGCGGGCCGCCGGCACGUGAUCACCGGCCCGGUCAAGGACCCGAGCCCGAGCGGCAGGGAGAACGCCUUCCGCAUCGAGAAGUACAGCGGCGCCGAGGUGCACGAGUACAAGCUGAUGUCGUGCGGGGACUGGUGCCAGGACCUCGGCGUGUUCAGGGACCUCAAGGGCGGCGCGUGGUUCUUGGGCGCCACCGAGCCAUACCAUGUCGUCGUGUUCAAGAAGGCGCCGCCCGCUUAAGGUCCAAUGGUCCAUCCGUGAAGGGCGUGCGCCCGUAGUGUGCAUGUGUACAUUUGAAUAAGGCUGGCCGAAACAGUGUGCUGUGUUUGGUCUCUUUUAGA